Anopheles coustani is the source of this 855-nucleotide messenger RNA. Its product is annotated as RNA-binding protein 45-like. Gene Ontology annotation, molecular function: snRNA binding; mRNA binding. The transcript is spliced from 2 exons. Gene Ontology annotation, biological process: mRNA splicing, via spliceosome. Lineage: Eukaryota; Metazoa; Arthropoda; Insecta; Diptera; Culicidae. The coding region runs from base 1 to 855 and encodes 284 amino acids. The record is from RefSeq and is a predicted model, not a curated record. Gene Ontology annotation, cellular component: U12-type spliceosomal complex; precatalytic spliceosome.
AUGGCGAACGAGCAGCCUACGGUUCCCGACUUAAACUCUCCGCCAUUCUCGAGGCUUUUCGUACUUUGUGGCCGCCAGGUGACUGCGGCCGCUUUGGAGGAGUGCUUUUCGCCGUAUGGCAGCGUGGAGCAGUGCCACAUUGUGCAGGAUCAGAGCACCGGACAGUCGAAGGGCAUCGGAUUUGUGAAGUUCCAGAAAACGUCCCAUGCGGCCCGAGCGCUCAAGGAAGCCGACGGCAAGCACAUCGAGCCGGAACCGAAACCCAUCCGGGUGGAAAUCGCCACCAGCACAAUCGAAUCGAAACCGCUGGAUUGCUUGCGCCUGAAGGUGAAGUGUCCCGCCGAUCUGGACGCCGACGCGGUCAAGGCGGAGUUCAGCAAAAUUUCCGCCGUCAACAGUGUGCAGCUGGUGCCGGACAAGAAGUCGCCGGGUAACAAUGUGGCCUACCUGACGUUCGAAUCGUUCCUCGAUGCGGCGCUCGCGUACGAAACGGCCAAGCCCGAGCACAAGGCCAAGUUCGCCAAGAUUAAACCCCGCAAGGUAAGUCUGGAGUCGCAACCGCAGGAAGCGAAGGCGUUCUUCCGGCCGUUCACUCGCCGACGGUCUUCCGCGUUGCUUCCGCCCACAAAGCUGACCGUGCUGUGCAGCUCGACGCUGACGCAGAAUCAGAUCUGGCGCCUAUUCGACAUCAUACCGGGGCUGGUUAACUGCUCCAUAUCGCACGAUGGUGGCUCCAUGGGAACGGCCACGGUUACGUACAACAACUCGCAGUCGGCAAAGUAUGCCCGGGACAAACUGCACAAAUUCGAAUACCCGAUUGGUGAGAAAAUCGUCGUUAGAGAUGGCGCCGAAUGA